Messenger RNA from Serendipita indica DSM 11827, 1221 nucleotides. The record is from the annotation of a GenBank genome assembly. NCBI's taxonomy places the organism in Eukaryota, Fungi, Basidiomycota, Agaricomycetes, Sebacinales, Serendipitaceae.
AUGUCCCACCAAGCUCUCCAGACUGAAUCCGUGUCUAGGAAACGCUCGCGCUCGCCCGACGAGGUCGACGACAAGGCGAGCGUGCAUCAGCAGGCUAGCAAGCGCCAGAACACGGGUAUCGUGUCCUCUGGUUCGUCUGCUGUCUUCGAUGUUGCAAUGUCCGAGCCCCAGGACAGCAAGCCCAAUGUCGCCGCCCACCCUCAAGCCAGUAGCGUCGAACUCGAGAAACCAAAAGAUUUACCCGCAAAGCCCGAACCCGCAGUGGAGAAUGGACAAAAGUCGUCGUCGAAUGCGGCUACCGCCCCGCCUGCUUCGACCAUCCAUAUGCGUUGUCUCAUCGUAACCCAAGACGCCUCGAUCAUUAUUGGCAAAGGCGGCUCACACGUAAACGAGAUUCGUGAAAAGAGCAACGCCAAGGUGAUGGUCUCUGAGAGCAUUCCCGGAAAUCCCGAGCGUAUUCUCAAUGUGAGCGGUGCAUUGGACGCAGUCUCCAAGGCAUUUGGUCUCAUUGUCCGCAGAAUCAACGACGAACCCAUGGGACCUUCUGUACCCGGCAGCCGCGCCGUCACCAUCAAGUUUAUCAUUCCUCAUUCGCGUAUGGGAUCCGUGAUUGGCAAAGGCGGUGCCAAAAUCAAAGAGAUUCAAGAGGCGAGCGGCGCUCGUUUGAAUGCGAGUGAAGGCAUGCUUCCAGGCUCAACUGAACGUAUCCUCAGCGUUACCGGCGUGGCAGAUGCGAUCCACAUCGCGACGUAUUAUAUCGGUAACAUUCUUAUCCAGCAGCAAGAAGCACACGGUGCAGUCGGGUUAUCAUACCGUCAAUCUCGACCUCCUCGAGCGUUUAAUGAGACGAUGGGUGGAGGCGCACCCGGUCAGCAAUAUUUCCCUGGACAAUACCAAAGCCCCAUGAUGCCGGCCGCUGUUCCAUCUGGACCGUUGCAGACGCAGCAGAUUUACAUUCCAAACGAUCUCGUUGGGUGUAUCAUUGGCAAAGGUGGUGCAAAAAUCAACGAGAUUCGACAGACGAGCCAGAGUCAAAUCAAGAUUAUGGAGCCUGGUGCGGUUGGUGUCGGUGUCGGUGGACAACAAGCUGGACCGCCAAAUGAGGGAGAGAGAUUGGUCGUCAUCACGGGACAGCCGCAUAACAUUCAAAUGGCCGUCGGGAUGCUCUACCACCGUCUUGAAGAAGAGAAGAGGAAGCAAAUGGCUCAACGCGGGAUGUAG